This is a messenger RNA of Clupea harengus (Atlantic herring), 889 nucleotides long. Its product is annotated as P2X purinoceptor 5-like. Gene Ontology annotation, cellular component: plasma membrane. Gene Ontology annotation, molecular function: purinergic nucleotide receptor activity; extracellularly ATP-gated monoatomic cation channel activity. The transcript is spliced from 5 exons. NCBI's taxonomy places the organism in Eukaryota, Metazoa, Chordata, Actinopteri, Clupeiformes, Clupeidae. The record is from RefSeq and is a predicted model, not a curated record. Gene Ontology annotation, biological process: calcium ion transmembrane transport; response to ATP. The annotation marks the transcript as partial.
AACUACCUGACCGAUUUCACCACACACUUUUGUGUAUUAUCAGAACACAACAACAGAGCAGCUCUUUUCUGUGCCACUAACCAAGACAGUUGUGUGUCCUCUCAGGGUGCAGCGAUUGGGAUCCUGAUCAACUGGAACUGCAAUCUGGACACUGGUUCGUCCCAGUGCCAUCCCAAAUACAGCUUCACCCGUCUGGACACCUCCAUCAGCUCUGUCACUUCAGGCUACAAUUUCAGAUAUGCCCGCUAUUACAAGAAUGCUGCUGAACAGUCCUACAGGACUUUAUAUAAGGUGUAUGGAAUUCGUUUCGACAUCAUGGUUCAUGGAAAGGCAGGGAAGUUCAGUAUCAUCCCCACCUUAAUUAACAUUGGAUCAGGACUUGCUCUACUGGGUGCUGGGAGUUUCCUCUGUGACUUGGUUUUGCUUUACAUCAUGAAAAACAGAGCAUACUACAAAGAAAGAAAGUUUGAGUCUAUAAAGCCUGACCCCUCCAGGAAUGAUACCAGUACACGAGAUGAAGCUCAGGAGGAAGAUUCACGUGAGCUGCAACAACUCACUAGUCUGAAACUACAGGCAAACUCCUCAAAGGAUGCGGAGGCUUCAGCCUGAUUAACAGUCGUCAAUGCAACAUGGCUGCUUGACGCUUUUCAAGGAUUUUGUAUUUCAGCUGCAAUGUGAUACUGUGGUGGAAAACAUGGGAAUGAAAACUCAAUAAUCUGUAUAUGAAGAAAAUCAACAAUUAUGGAAGGGACAAGGAAGAUUUAGUGGAGUAAAAUCAGUAUUGUGUGAUUUAGUGUGACAAGUAAAAUCAGUAUGAUAGGUGAAAAUUCACCCUAGUUACCUCAGGACUCCGGAGCUGCAUAUAAGUAUAUUUAUUAGACAAACAACA